AUGUACUACGGAAUGGUGUGUUGAUAUUACAUUUCUUAUAGCGUGUUGUUAGCGAUUCUCGCUUUGUCUUCCUGUUUUUCUACGUGGAAAUUUUGAAGACCGACCAACCUGAGACUGACCGUUUGUCAGUCUUUAUUAAUUCUUUUUGUAUCUUAUUGUUAAACUAUCAUUACUUCAUAUCGUCGAGAAUACGGACGUGAUUACAGCGUUUUACAUCGAAGUAUCGAGCAACGAACAUUUAUCUGUGCUUGCGCGAAGACUUAACCUCACUCAAAAACAGUUUUGGAAGUUUCGUUGUAUAUAUAGCGUGCUCGGUGUCCUUUUAUCGAGGAUAAAAUCUGUAUUCGCCGAAAGGUUCAUAAAAUUGGACAGAAGACAACAAGAAGAUAUAAAACAUGCAAAUGACAGCAGCUGAAGAAUUUGUCAAAUGUCUUGCCAAUCUUCUAGAGGAAGGCAUGUGCGAUGAAGCUCAGAUAAUUUUUGAAAAAGAAAGAAUUGCAGUAAUCCGAAGCGUUACCAGCGAACUUGUAUCUGUCACGGCUAAAUAUCUUACAGAAUUUAAUGCACAAUAUGAGUCAGAACGAUUCGAAUGUUGUAAGGCAAUAUUGAACACUAUAGCGGAAAAAUGUAACCCCAUGGAGACUGUGCUUGACUUUCUAGAACAGAUAGAAUGCAUGGACAAUGAUAUUAAAUUUUGUGCCAUGUUGAACCCAUUGCGCAUAUGUAUGAUAAAAAUGAAAGACAAAGAAAAGGCUAUUGAAUGGUGCGUCAGUACCAUCAAAUCAUAUAUUGAGGAUUUGCCUUUUCCGAAUGGUGAUCCUGAUCGGGAUGAUGCAAUUAACAACAGAAUUAUAACAGUAUAUACAGAAAUCUUAUCAUUCUUGGAACCAUUGGUAAAAGAGGCAGUAAAGAUUAAUUCUAAGCAUGAAGAAAGAUCUCUAUUAGAGGAUUAUCUUUUAAGUCUUCUCAUUUCUUUUUAUGGAAAACCAUUUUGCUACUUGAGCAAGAGUAGCUUUGAAAAAGUAUCGUACAAGGUACUUACAAAGAAUAUAAUAACAUUGGCAUCUUGCCUUACUGGAGAUAUAUUAUAUUUUUUAGAUAUUGUUAGCAAACGUUAUAGAAACAUCAUCCGCAACGCAGCGCACGAUAAAGAUGUGUAUACUAAAAAUUAUGAAUGCAUCAUGCUCUUUGAAUCCAGUAAUAAUAUAUCUAAUUUGGCUUAUGCUCAUUUUUAUUUUCAUAUAAUUACUGAAAAAAACCAUUGGAAAAAUGUACCGCAAGUUUACACUCCUUACUAUAUUUUUGAAACGUGCGGAUAUCUUUUCAAAGUACUGCUUUGUGACGAGAGGGAGAUUUCAAUUUCUACCGGAUUAACUUUUAUGGAAUAUGUUGUAAAGCAAACUCCUCCUUGCUCCAUAAAUUCUGAAAUGUUAGGAUUGGGGAUAUAUUUGGACUUGUUUGAGCCACUUAUUACAGUAAUGAUUUACUAUGAUAAUGAUAAGGAACGAAAGAAAGCAGUAAACGUUUUCCAAAAAUAUGUCGACAUAUUUGACAUGAAAGCUAGAUAUUCAGUUAUCUCGCAUUUAUACGAAACCAGUGAGCAUUCUGGUCUACUCAGCUUAAUCAUUAAUAUAUUUAAAUCUUCGAUCAUUGCUUGUCUUGAUUCGACUCCACAGAGUUCUUACUUUCUGGGAAAGAAUAUGGAAUCGAUGUUGAAAAAGAUUUGCAAUUUGUCACACGGUAGUUCAUCGGAUUUAGUAGAGAUAUCGGAUGAAAUCAUAACUUCGUUAAACUUGUUGAGAUUCUUAUUUAUCAGAGAUCAAAACAAUGAGACCGGUGUUUGGAAUAUCACCAACAUUUUACAGACUCAUUACCUAAAACAGUUGAGAGAGGGAAUAGAUUUAUGUAAAGCACAUUGGAAAGUGAAAUUAAAAGACUUAAAGCAACAACAGAUACACGAUUAUUGUACUAAGAUACAAGAUUACAAUCAAAUGAAAAAGAAUCAUGCAGAAGUCACAUUAAUCAUCGGUGGUGAAGAAUUACCAUGCAUGCCAAUUUCGCAAAAGAUAACUGUAUGUUAUCAAGCCCUCAAUAGUUUAGAUGUGAUGGAAAGUAUUCUUAUCAGAGUCAAUGAAUGUAUUAAUGUUGGCAAAAGAUGUUAGAGAAAAGUUCAGAAAUAUGCUAAUUAAUAAAAAUGUAAUUUUCAUUAUUCUUCAAUAGAAAUUAUUAUCGAUAAUUGUAUAAGCGAUCAUGAAAUCUUGGGCUAUCAUAAAAUUGUGAAUUAUUUGUAGUUCAAUAAAAAGUUCCUCUUUUUA
Molecule: messenger RNA, 2315 nt
Organism: Linepithema humile (Argentine ant)
Lineage: Eukaryota; Metazoa; Arthropoda; Insecta; Hymenoptera; Formicidae
Product: glomulin
Cellular component (GO): cytoplasm
Molecular function (GO): ubiquitin-protein transferase inhibitor activity
Source: RefSeq, a predicted model, not a curated record